Molecule: messenger RNA, 1806 nt
Organism: Meira miltonrushii
Lineage: Eukaryota; Fungi; Basidiomycota; Exobasidiomycetes; Exobasidiales; Brachybasidiaceae
Product: aldehyde dehydrogenase
Exons: 4
Coding region: 208-1806 (532 amino acids)
Biological process (GO): aldehyde metabolic process
Cellular component (GO): cytoplasm
Molecular function (GO): aldehyde dehydrogenase (NAD+) activity
Source: RefSeq, a predicted model, not a curated record
UACACAAAGGCAGUUUACGCGCCGUCCCCGCACUCAAACAAAUAACACACACUCUCAGUGCCUUCAAACUCGGAAACCGCUAAAGAAGGACAACCAUCUCGCAUACAUUCAAUCAAUGUCAGCUUACUAUAUAGUCCACACACAUGAAGAAAUAAAUAAUAGCUCCCUUCACCCCUCCAUCCAUCAUCUCAUUCUCACAUUUGCAAGAUGUCAUCUGCACCAGAAGCAGCUCAAUUACCUUUCAACUCCCCAGAGGAGAUUGCAAAGAUUAAUGAAACACUUCGUAAGAAUUUCUUGACGGGCAAGACUCGCGAUUUAAAUUACCGCAAAAAUCAAUUAAAACAAUUAACGUAUCUUUUCAUCGAAAAUCGUCAAGCUAUCAAUGAAGCAUGCAGAAAAGAUUUGGGAAGACCGACUUUUGAAACAGAGUUUGGAGAAACACAAAUUAUGAUCAAUGAUUGCGUUGAAUCAAUUGAUCAUUUAGACAAAUGGGCUAAAACUGAAAAUAAAUGGGCAGGUUUACCUUGGGCAACACACAAGAUCACCGUUAGAAAGGAACCCAAAGGUACAGUUCUCGUUUUGGGCGCAUGGAAUUAUCCUCUCAAUGUUCAAGUUGGUCCAGUCAUUGCAGCGAUUGCAGCAGGAAAUACCUACGUUUUGAAACCUUCUGAGAUUUCUGCUCAUUCUGCUAAAUUGCUUGCCGAACUUUGGCCAAAGUAUAUGGACCCAGACACAGGAAGAGUAGUAAAUGGAGGUAUUCCACAAUCUACCGCAUUGUUGGAUCUUCGUUGGGAACACAUCUUUUACACCGGUAAUGGAAGAGUUGGAAGAAUCGUUGCUGAAAAGGCAGCCAAACAUCUUUGCCCGGUUUCAUUGGAAUUGGGUGGUAAAUCACCCGUUUACGUUGAUGAAGGCGCAAACUUGAACAUUGCAGCUCAUCGCAUCGUUUGGGGUAAGACACUCAACAACGGUCAAACAUGUAUCGCUCCUGAUUACAUCUUAUGCACAGCUACCAUUCAAGAUCAAUUGAUUGCAGAAUUGAACAAAGUUUUGGAAGAAUUCUUCCCCAAGAGCAAAGGAGGUGCUGGUAAAUCUGACUCUUAUGGUCGUAUCGUUAACGAGAACCACUUCAAGAGAAUCUCAGGUAUGAUCACUAAUACCAAGGGUACGAUUACUUAUGGUGGACAAACGGAUGAAUCUCAAAAAUUGAUCGAGCCCACCGUUAUCAAGAUCACCAGCAAAGAAGAUUCACUGAUGUCUGAUGAAAUCUUUGGGCCUGUUUUGCCAAUCUUACCGGUCCGCAAUGUGGAUGAGGCGAUCAAUUUCAUCAACAGUAAAGAUCAACCUUUGGCUCUGUACAUCUUCUCUUCCUCAAAGAACGCAGAAAAAAUCUUAGAUCGUACUCGUUCGGGAAGCGCUGUCAUUGGUGAGACAUUGUUGCAGUUCGCUAUAUCCCAAAUGCCGUUUGGUGGCACAGGCCCUAGUGGUUAUGGUAACUACCAUGGUGAAUACGGUUUCAAGACAUUCUCUCAUGAACGUUCGACUUUGUAUGCACCUGAUAAAGGUAUUAUUGGAACGAUUGUUGAACAUAUCAUGUCAAAACGUUAUCCACCUCAUCAAAAAGGCGCAGCAGAAUACUUUGCCAAGGUUUCCGGCAAGCCAGUCCGAUUCUCAAAGCCAAAGAAUCCUCAUGCCAGCUCAUCACCGUAUUUUGGUGAUGUACUUGAAGCCGAAACUUUGGCGGAAAAGAAAGUGAUAGGCUUAAACCGAGUUUAUAGUGGUGGAGAAGGUGAAGGCUGUGUCUGA